Penaeus monodon (black tiger shrimp) is the source of this 2011-nucleotide messenger RNA. RefSeq lists its product as uncharacterized. NCBI's taxonomy places the organism in Eukaryota, Metazoa, Arthropoda, Malacostraca, Decapoda, Penaeidae. The transcript has 4 exons. Bases 128 to 1780 code for a protein of 550 amino acids. The record is from RefSeq and is a predicted model, not a curated record. Gene Ontology annotation, molecular function: G protein-coupled receptor activity. Gene Ontology annotation, cellular component: membrane. Gene Ontology annotation, biological process: G protein-coupled receptor signaling pathway.
AUAUUUUGACCCUAAACGACAUCCUGUCUUAACGAAAACAAGAUACUGCAUCGAUGGCAAUCUGCUGCCAGUGUAUUCCGAGAAGGCACUGCGUCAGUAUUGUUGGAAGAUACUCGGCACUACAGAAAUGGUUUCCAGGGUUGCGAACCUCUUAAGAAAUGUUCUUCGAUAUAAAACACUUCUAAUUUUGUUGAUGCUGUUCCAAGCCCAGGAGAGCCUGCAGGACCGGAAGCACGAGAAACCCAAGGCCUUUGCGAAGCCUAUCGGGGGAGUAAAAGCUGCGUCACCGGCUCGCCCUCCUCGCGGAAACCGGUUGCCUCCUUCAGUACCAAGCAGAAGCAGAAUCCUACGGCAGACCCAAGACGCUCCACAGGUUUCACAUCUUAUCAAAGACGAGAUGAAUUACCUGCAAAAUGGAUCUCUUAAAGGAGUUUCCACGCUGUUUCCGGAUCAAUCCGGCGCAAGAUAUGCCACUGAUGGUUAUUUGUCCCUAGAAGAAGUUAAGAACCUAAUUUCUAGUCUUUCGUUGCCCUCCACUAAGUCAUCAAUGUUUGUCUGUAGCCACCCACCAAGUGAAUUUUCCAAGCACUACUUAGGCGAUGCAAUCAUGUUGAAUUCCGGUUCUAAAUGUUCAUUAUCUAACUCGAGGUUAAAGUUAAACGUUGGUGGAGCACAUGAGUUGUGUGCUUCGAUUUAUCAUUCUCUGUAUGGUAUUGAUAUAGUUGGUCAUCUACUUGAGAGAGAUGGUAAACGUUUAUGGUUUUACUAUGAUGAAGACGUGAUUAGACUAUGCUUGCCUCUUUUUGAAAGGUUUGACAGCUGUGAAUUCCAUAAUUUAUAUACAAAGUGCGGUAACAUCUUUUUUAUACAUAGGAGUACAUGUCCGGUACUCUCAUCUGAAAAUCGUUAUGCUAUCACUCAUGUUUUCGAAUACAUAUCUGCAAGUAGGAAUGAAUGUUUGAAAAAGUUGUGCGAAGGUACAUAUUCUCUUUUCAAAUCGGAAAUUCAGGGUUUAAAAUUCGUACUUAGUUGCAUGCUAUCUUCUGAGUCAGAUGAAUUGUGUGAGGUACUUAUGAGUACAAGGAACAAUUACUCGUACAAUAAUGAACAAUGGCCUUGUUGUUACCCUUAUCAUAGUGUCCAUUGGUAUGACAGUCCAGAGAAGUUUGGGCUGAAUGGUGCCUGGAGUUUCCUGUCUCCUUGGUGUCGUGCAGCUGAGAUAGGUCUGAUAGUCAUGGUCUCAUGCGUGGCAGUAGCGAGCUCAGUGGGUAAUGUCUUGGUUGUGAUGGUUAUGGUCAGGCUGUGGCAUCACAAUGAAACGUCAAACAUGCUUCGCUUAAAUUUGGCUUUGGCUGACCUCUUUACUUCCUUAUUCACCGUCUGGCCAUCUCUCUACCAUCAUAUAAAGCCCUUCAUAGACUCUAUAAACUUACAAGAAAAUCUUACACAUGUACGUGUUCGCAUAUAUAGUGAAAAAGAUCAUCACUUGUUCCAAGGAAUAGUUUUCAGUUCUUGUACAGUAGCGUCGCUGCUAACUCUUUUUCUUCUCAGCUUUGACAGAUUUGUGCGAACAGGUAAAGGCUUGGUUUAUAAUCACUACAUCACUCACCGAUCAGUAAAAGUUGCUAUCAUUUUCACAUGGAUUGCUGGUAUUUCAGAUGCAUUGUUUAUGACCCAUUUUAUGCAAGAAACAGGCAACGUCCAGUGGAUACCUAUAAUAAAGUUGCCAAUCGGUUUAUCCACUUAUUUUCUUAGAAGAGGCAUCAUACAUCACAAGUGAUACUAUCCAAAAGCUUACCAUGGUAAUAUCUAUUCCGUGUACGGCAACAUUUUCCAUUUUGUCAAUCGUCAAUUUCCUACAGGAACAAAUGCGAGUCAGUGCAGAAAGGCAGAUGCUAGGUAUGCGGAUUUCAGGCCCCCUUCACCAAGAAAAUCGUCACAUCACAAUUACCCAGUUGCUGAUGACCGUCUCCUUCUUGCUAGCCACAAUCCCCGUCGGUGUGGACUACAU